Molecule: messenger RNA, 1803 nt
Organism: Anolis carolinensis (green anole)
Lineage: Eukaryota; Metazoa; Chordata; Lepidosauria; Squamata; Anolidae
Product: zinc finger and SCAN domain-containing protein 12-like
Exons: 4
Coding region: 279-1181 (300 amino acids)
Source: RefSeq, a predicted model, not a curated record
GGUCACUCCAGGAAUCGGCCAAUGGGAAUGGGCCUCGUCUCUCCGCGUCAUCCGUCUCCAGGCAGACUCGCCCGCGCCUUCCCGCCUCUGGGCCGGACUCUCCUGGCCGGCUCCUCAUCGCAGGGUCCGCCAAUGGGAAUCCGCCUCCCUCCCUGACGUCAUCCGUCUCCGGGCAGAAUCUUCCCCGGCCCUUUCCUUCGCCGUUCCGCCAUGAACGGCCAUUCCCGGGACCUGAGGGCCAAUCUUUACCUCAGCUUGAAGGGUGGAAAGAACAUUGGAUGCCAAAAGGAAAGCCCAGGCCCCGGGAUGAGAGACAUGGCCUCGGGGUUGGGGAGAUCCACAGGGCCUCGGAGACAGAAGCGAACGCCCUCUUCUCCUCAGGACCUUCUGGCCUUCCCAGGAGAUCCGGCCUCCUUCCCGCCUCCUCUUCCCGUUCUUUGCAGGCAUUUCAUCUCAUCAUCACGACUGCCAGAUGGAUCCGAAAUAGCAGCUCCAUUGAGGAAACGGGAUUUUGGGCUGAGAAUCUCGGUGUAGAGCCUGUGGAGGGAUUUCUUUCCCUUGAAAGAAAGAAGAGGGAGGAAAAGCAUCUUGGGUACGGUUGGGUUCUUCACCAGAGUGGUUCCAACAUGGAGAGACCCAACUCAUGUGGGCCUGAAGCAGGACCUGGGAGCAGUGGGGAAUCCUGGGAAAGAACCAGACAUGAGUCCCUGAGUGUGGACCUUGACAGCUCGGACACACAGCACUUCAGGCAGUCCUCCUACCAAGAGGGUGAAGGACCCAGAGGGGUUUGCAGUCGUCUCCACGGUCUGUGCCGCCAGUGGCUGAAGCCAGAGCAGCACACCAAGGCCGAGGUGCUGGACCUGGUGACCCUGGAGCAGUUCCUGAGCAUCCUGCCCCCAGAGAUGGGGAGCUGGGUCCGAGAGUGUGGGGCAGAGACCUGUUCCCAGGCGGUGGCCCUGGCGGAAGGCUUCCUCCUGAGUCGGGCCGAGGACAAGGAGCAGGAAGGACAGGUGAGAGCAUUCCCUCUGGGAUUCACUAACCUGGGGGCUGAUGGACAGGUUAAGCUUGCAUCCUGCCUUUCUUCCAAGAUGGGACCGAUGUGGAGGAUGAGCAAGGCCCUGCUCCCUCGGCCUCUUUCCCCACCUGCUCUGCCCCUCCAUCUCUACCGUCAGCUUGGUUGAUGCUCUGCUCAAGAUAGAACAUAGACAAUGAUGGGAGGGGGAGGGGGGCAUUGGUUCCAAACUAGGUUCCCAUCCCAGAGUUAUUCUUUCCAAAAAGGUCUAUAGGUCUGUGAUAUUUCUGAACUUUUCCCAAACUCCUUCUGGAAUGCUCUGUGCUCUUCCAGGCCCAUAAUAAUAACUCCAUGGAAGUCCCUGCACCAGAGGAAUCUCCACCAGACACCACCCAGAGUCUCAGGCAGAAGGAGCUGAAGCGGGAAGGAGACGGGGCUGCCGCCUUGCAGGGUGAGGAGGAACUCUUCUGGGAGUUUUGGGGUUUUGUGCCAGUGGAAAUCCCGCUUUGGGGGGAUGAUUGUACACCCACAGUUUGAGCUUCAGAAGGUGAACAUGCAGGAUCAUUUGGCCUUGAGAUGGGUAUAUAUCUUAAACUCAUGUCUUUUCUGUGAUGUUUUAUGUACUUUAAUAUGUAUUUUAUAGAAAGGCAGUUUUAAUGUGGAUCUUUUAUAGAAAUAUGUAUCUUUGUUGAAUUUUGACAAAGUUUGUGUUUUUAAAAUUGUGUUGGAACUCCCCUCAAACUGCAAGGAGAGGCAAGUAAGAAAUAAAAUUAUUAUUAUUGUUAUAUGUA